This is a messenger RNA of Drosophila navojoa, 1041 nucleotides long. Its product is annotated as palmitoyltransferase ZDHHC3. Lineage: Eukaryota; Metazoa; Arthropoda; Insecta; Diptera; Drosophilidae. Gene Ontology annotation, molecular function: palmitoyltransferase activity. The record is from RefSeq and is a predicted model, not a curated record.
UAAUUCAAUUACGGAUUCUGUCGAACACACGCACACUCAGACGAUAGAGGCCGAUAUUGGAUAUGGUUUUCGUACGUGAUCCCUGUGGCAUUAUCUGCCUGAUUGUUACCUACGGCGCCAUUAUCUAUGCAGAUUACGUGGUUAUUUACUGGAUAAUACCGGCGACAAUGCCACUGAGCAUUGGGGCCUUCAAUGUUGCGCUCUAUAAUACGGUUAUCUUCCUGCUAGGCAUGUCGCAUUGGAGAGCAGCCUUCUCAGAUCCGGGCUUUGUACCACUGCCCACCAAGCGGCUUGACUUCUCCGAUUUACACUCUGGCGCUGACCAAGGGGGCGAAUGGACUUUGUGCACACUCUGCGAGAUUUAUAGGCCGCCACGGGCCCAUCAUUGUACCACAUGCCAGCGAUGCAUAUGUCGCGCUGAUCAUCAUUGUCCGUGCAUAAACAAUUGUGUGGGCGAGUGCAAUCAGAAGUACUUUCUACAGUUUCUCUUCUAUGUGGGCAUUCUCUGUCUCUACUCCGUGACGCUGGUACUCGUCUCUUGGAUAUUUCCGUGCGCGGGAUGCAGUAAGAGUUUACUUGAGAGCCAAUUGAUGCAUACCAUAGUUUUGCUGAUGGAAUCGACGCUGUUUGGUCUGUUUGUGACUCUCGUUAUGCUGGAUCAGCUGAGUGUCAUACUGUACGAUGAGACUGUGCUCGCGGCGAGGGAGCAAAACGGUGCAUAUUGGUCAAAACGUCGUAGAUAUCAAUUGUUGGCGCAAGUAUUUGGCCCAGGGCAUCCGAUGCUUUGGCUUCUGCCCCGCGCUAGCCUAAAAGACGCCACACGCUAUCACGACGCGGCUCUGCUCAACCACGAAGUGUAGUGUUCUACAAAUCCUUGAUCUAUUAUGUUUCCUUCUGAUGGUCCCAAGGGGCCGCCAAAAUCAAUACAUGUGCGUAUCUUCGACUAUAUUUCGCUGCCCAGGCCCUCGACGCUGAUUGUGAGCUGUUGGAGCGCCUGUCUGGCUACACUGCACAAGAUGCCCUCCUGGGAGCUCUGAUCCU